GAAGACUAACCAGAGUCUCGACAGUUGACAGUAUCUCUUUCCCCAAAUUCAGCAAUCGAGAUUUGACACCGUAAGCAUACCUAAUACCAUCUCUACGUUUAAAAUCCGGCCUGUAGGUGUACUUCCUUCGUAUUGAUAUCAUUAUGGAUGUACUUUGUCCGUAGUAUACUAGGAAUCCUCCUCCUAACAGUGUCUCUGAAUCUUACUGGCGCUCCUAACGCUGCCUCCAUUGUUCGACACCGCUCAAAUCUAUGUCUUCCACCGUGGUGCCCUUUUUUCUUCCUUCAAGAUAAAACAAUGGGCGACAGUAAAGCCUUGGAUGAUAAAUACAAUAUCGAAGCUGCAGAAGUUCUUGCCAAUGAGGCGCAGCAUUUGCCCAUUACAGAGGCUGCACCGAUAUACGAGCAACUUCUUACACUUUUUCCAACAGCCGCAAAAUAUUGGAAGCAGUAUGUUGAGGCACACAUGGCUGUAAAUAAUGAUGAUGCUACCAAACAGAUAUUUAGUCGUUGCUUACUAAACUGUCUUCAAAUACCUCUUUGGCGGUGCUACAUUCGUUUCAUUAAAAUGGCCAAUGAGUCCAAGGGGUUAGAGGGUCAAGAAGAGACUAGAAAAGCUUUUGAUUUUAUGCUCAACUAUGUUGGAGCAGACAUAGCAUCUGGGCCUAUUUGGAUGGAGUACAUCACCUUCUUAAAGUCGUUGCCAGCUCUAAGCACUCAGGAAGAGUCACAAAGAAUGACUGCUGUCAGGAAAGUGUACCAGAAAGCUAUUGUUACUCCUACUCAUCACAUUGAACAACUUUGGAGGGACUACGAGAACUUUGAAAACUCUGUUAGCCGCCAACUGGCAAAAGGACUGUUAUCAGAAUAUCAGCCCAAGUUUAACAGUGCAAGGGCUGUCUACAGGGAGCGGAAGAAAUAUGUUGAUGAAAUUGAUUGGAAUAUGCUGGCUGUACCACCGUCUGGCUCUUACAAGGAAGAAGUGCAAUGGAUGGCAUGGAAACGGUUGUUAGCUUUUGAGAAGGGAAACCCGCAGAGGAUCGACAGUGCAUCCUCCAACAAGCGAAUUAUAUUCACAUAUGAACAGUGUCUGAUGUAUCUGUACCAUUAUCCUGAUAUCUGGUAUGACUAUGCGACAUGGCAUGCAAAAAGUGGUUCGGUAGAUACUGCAGUCAAAUUAUUUCAGCGAGCUUUGAAGGCUCUUCCUGACUCAGAAAUGCUAAGGUAUGCAUAUGCAGAGCUGGAGGAAUCUCGUGGAGCAAUUCAGUCUGCAAAGAAAAUAUAUGAGAGCCUUUUAGGGGAUGAUGUUAACACAACGACGCUUGCACAUAUUCAAUUUAUUCGCUUUCUAAGAAGGACUGAGGGUGUUGAAGCAGCUCGCAAGUACUUUUUAGAUGCUCGGAAAUCUCCAAAUUGCACAUACCAUGUUUAUGUUGCUUAUGCAAUGAUGGCCUUUUGUCUUGACAAGGAUCGAGAGAUUGCACAUAAUGUUUUCGAAGCGGGAUUGAAACGGUUUAUGCAUGAGCCUCUAUACAUUCUUGAAUAUGCAGAUUUUUUGACACGCUUGAAUGAUGAUAGAAAUAUCCGGGCCUUAUUCGAGCGGGCACUGAGUUCACUCCCACCAGAGGAAUCUGUUGAGGUUUGGAAACGAUUUGCCCAAUUUGAGCAAACUUAUGGAGAUCUGGCAAGCAUGUUGAAGGUUGAACAAAGAAGGAAGGAAGCUCUUUCGAGAACAGGGGAAGAAGGAGCAUCAGCAUUAGAGGGAUCGUUGCAAGAUGUUGUCUCACGUUACAGUUUCAUGGAUCUUUGGCCAUGCUCUUCUAAAGAUUUGGAUCAUUUGGCACGGCAAGAGUGGCUUGCCAAAAAUAUGGAUAAGAAGGUUGAGAAGUUGGCUCUGCCUAAUGGACCUGGGUCUGUAGAUAAGGAUUAUGCGGGCCUGAUAAGCAAUUCAACUGUGUCUGCAAAGGUUGUUAAUCCUGAUGUUUCUAAGAUGGUGAUUUAUGACCCAAGACAAAAAUCUGGGAUAGAGACUCUUCCAAGCACAACAUCAUCUGGAGUUCCUGCUGCAUAUAGCAACUUAUCAAAUCCAGCUGCUGCAAUAGUGGGUGGUGGGAUGACCAAUGCAUUUGAUGAAAUACUGAAAGCAACACCUCCUGCAUUGGUUGCAUUUCUAGCAAGCUUGCCUGUUGUUGAGGGCCCAACACCGGAUGUGGAUGUUGUAUUAUCUAUUUGCUUGCAGAGUGAUAUACCAGCAGGGCAGACUGGCAAGUUAGGUACUUCCGCAGUGCAAUUGUCAGGUGGUCCUGUCCCUACUACAAGUGUCCUCUCUGGUUCCAGCAAGUCCCAUCCCAUGCCAGGUGGCGCACCUUUUAAAACUACUAGGGACAGACAAGCAGGGAAAAGAAAAGACCUAGACAGACAAGAGGACGAUGAAACUGCCACUGUCCAAAGCCAGCCACUACCUAGAGAUGUUUUCAGGAUACGGCAGAUCCAGAAAUCUCGAGGAGGUACGACUACAAAAGCACGAGGAGUUACUACUUCACAAACAGGAUCAGCUUCAUAUGGAAGUGCACUUUCUGGAGACUUGUCUGGUAGCACUGGCUGAAUCGAUUUUCCAUUGCCUUUUCUUUUCCUCUAUUUAUUCCUUUCCCUAUUUUUGUAGAUUGUAGAUGAAAAAUUUUCUUUAAUUUUCCAAUAAAUAAUCUUUCAUUAUUAAGCUUGUAAAGUUAUUCACAUGCUAUUAAAUCAUUAAUAUUAGCCAAUUUUUCACUCUUAA
Carya illinoinensis is the source of this 2775-nucleotide messenger RNA. RefSeq names its product cleavage stimulation factor subunit 77. The record is from RefSeq and is a predicted model, not a curated record. Gene Ontology annotation, biological process: mRNA 3'-end processing. Gene Ontology annotation, cellular component: nucleus. The coding region runs from base 148 to 2604 and encodes 818 amino acids. NCBI's taxonomy places the organism in Eukaryota, Viridiplantae, Streptophyta, Magnoliopsida, Fagales, Juglandaceae. The transcript is spliced from 23 exons. Gene Ontology annotation, molecular function: mRNA binding; protein binding.